AUGGUCAGUGUCAUACGGGCCGAGCGCAUUCAGUUUCACAGGGCCACAAUGUUGAUGCUGGGUGGAAUCGUCCUCCUGCACAUAACCACCAUCAUCCUGCUGCUGGUGGCCACUAUUGAUAAUGCCUGGUGGAUCUCUGAUGCGGUCUCCACUGACCUGUGGGGCAGAUGGGAGAUGACCAACAAAGUCUGGCACUACACCAACCUGAAAAACUAUCCAGAAGAAUUUCUCCAGACCGUUCAGGCCACAUCGGUGCUCGCCUGCAUUUUCGCUAUACUGGCCUUGUUUGUGUUUGUUGCCCAGCUCUUCACUCUUCCCAAAGGCCAGAGGUUCACCUUCACUGGCAUUCUACAAGCUAUCUCCAGCCUGUGCAUAAUGAUAGCAGCCUCGAUCUACACGGCUGAGUUUCACACCAAGGAGACGGAGGGAGGCUACGGCCACUCCUACGUUCUGGCCUGGAUCUCUUUUGUCUUCACCGUUCUUUUAGCAAUCACCUACUUUGUCUUACGGAAAAAGAGCGAGUGA
This is a messenger RNA of Knipowitschia caucasica, 525 nucleotides long. The record is from the annotation of a GenBank genome assembly. Lineage: Eukaryota; Metazoa; Chordata; Actinopteri; Gobiiformes; Gobiidae.